Molecule: messenger RNA, 1317 nt
Organism: Aureobasidium namibiae CBS 147.97
Lineage: Eukaryota; Fungi; Ascomycota; Dothideomycetes; Dothideales; Saccotheciaceae
Product: WD40 repeat-like protein
Exons: 2
Coding region: 1-1317 (438 amino acids)
Molecular function (GO): protein binding
Source: RefSeq, a predicted model, not a curated record
AUGAGCAGACAAGAGUUCCUCGCGGACUUUGUCUACAGCGUUCGAAAACAGUUCAACGUCAACGGCACUCCAGCAUCAUGGGCACAAGGAUCCAAGCCAGCUCAUCGGUUCUGGGGUGACGAAGACAGCGCAAUCGGGAUCGCAUAUUCUAGCCAUGACCACACAAAUCACCACUACGCCGUCAGUUGCGACGCGAAACUCGUUGCCGUUUGUGGCGGGUUGAAUGUCAGUAUAUACGACAUUGCGACCCAGGAACGACGAGCUCAGUUUUGCAUGUCGAUCGACCGGGCAAAUCUCAUGGAUGCACCAAGUCUUGUGGACGAAUCUCUUGCACCCAUCGUUUCUCAGAUCACUCGUACCCACGGACCCAUGGAUUCAGUGAUCCAGCCUUUACUGCACACGCUGCGUGAAAACUACACCAAAGCUCUACAGGAUCUACAGGGCAGUCUGCUAUUCGCAUCCGUCCCUCACGUCGACGGCAAAUUAUGUGGUUCGCGAGACUCCAGCUCAAGAGGAAAACACUUUCUAUACGUAACUAACAAUCACGGUCUUCAACGCGGAGGACGUCCACUUGCAGAGCUUCCGGAGAUUGUGGUAUACGACUAUGCUUUGAAGAGUACAAAGUUUGUUUUGGCUGGUCAUGGAGGAUAUAUCGUAUGGACUAGCUUCAGUCCUGAUGGCCGUUAUAUUGCUUCUGCGUCUCAUGAAGGUACUUGCAGGAUCUUUGACAGCACGACAGGCGACUGCAGACACAAGGUUGACUUGAUGGAUGGCCAAUGCUCAUCAGGAGCCUGGUCGCCAGACUCACAGCACAUAGCCAUCUGCGGAAAGGACAAGCGAAUAGCUACGGAAACUGGAGUUGCUGCAAGUCUUCUGGUGACUGUUGUGAUCUCCGUCGAGACAGGCAAACAAGUCGCGAGUUUCGACCACGGCGACCCAUCCUCCAGACACAGCUCCAUCGCUUGGUCAUCAAGGAACGACAUUGCAAUAACCCAAGACACAGAUAUAUACUUCUGGGAUCCCUUUUCGGACAACACCAUGCAUUCCUUCUCCAUCGAUGUCGAGGGUCGCAUGCUAAAGACCUACGCAGGCUUCAGCCAGAUCUCUUGGAGUGCAGAUGGAAAACGUCUGAUCGUCAUGUGCGGGGACGGCACGAUUGAAGUCUGGGACAGAGAUGCUAAUGUCAGGUGGAGGGUGCAAAGACCGCAGGGGUUGACGACGAAACGAUUUGGACAGGGGUUUCAUUGGCUUGAGAAGCUUCAAAUGUUGAUUUGUUUGAAUGGAGAUGGGUAUUUAAGAUCUUAUACGUUUGAAUAA